UGCCGGGAGCUGUAGGCGGUAGCUGUUGGCGGCGGGGGAAGCGGCGGCUGCAGUCGAGCGGCGGCGCGGCUCUCCUCGCCCACAGGCUGAUGCCCGUGCCUCCCUGCCAUGAGUCUAUGAGCCCGCUGCGGAUCAGCGUGGGUAGCCUGCCCGUCCUCGCGUCCAUGACCAAAGGUGCCGACCCCCGCUUCCGCCUGCGCUGGAGGGCCAUCGUUCUGUCCUCUGCCUGCGUGGGCUUCGUGCUGCUGCUCUUCUGCCUGCACCGCUCCCCACCGGCACGGCCCAUCGCGCCCAACUCGCACAGCCGGCACCUCUGGCUGCAGGUGGAGGAUCGCUACAAUGACACCUACCCACUGUCCCCACCCCAAAGGAACCUCGAGGGCGUGCGCUACCGCAUCGGGGUCAUUGCGGACCUGGACACUCAGUCCCGGGGCUCUGAGGAGCACACCUGGUUCAGUUACCUGAAGAAGGGUUAUCUGGUGCUGUCGGCCAGUGGGGACAGUGUGACGGUGGAGUGGGAUAAAGAGGAGAGUGUGCUGCAGUCCCACCUGGCAGAAAAGGGCCGGGGCAUGGAGCUCUCAGAGCUGGUUGUCUUCAAUGGGAAGCUGUACUCUGUGGAUGAUCGGACUGGGGUGGUCUACCAGAUCGAGGGCAACAAGGCGGUGCCCUGGGUGAUCCUCUCGGAUGGGGAUGGCACUGUGGGGAAAGGCUUCAAGGCAGAGUGGCUGGCAGUGAAGGACGAACACCUGUACGUGGGGGGCCUGGGCAAGGAGUGGACCACCACCACGGGUGAGGUGGUGAAUGAGAACCCCGAGUGGGUGAAGGUUAUUGGCUACAAGGGCGAUGUGAGCCACGAGAACUGGGUGAUGAACUACAACGCACUGCGGGCUGCGGCUGGGAUCCGACCCCCAGGUUACCUGAUCCACGAGUCGGCCUCCUGGAGCGACACGCUGCAGCGCUGGUUCUUCCUGCCGCGCCGCGCCAGCCACGAGCGUUACAACGAGAAGGCAGAUGAGCAGCGUGGCACCAACCUGCUGCUCAGCUCCAGCCAGGACUUUGGGGACAUCACAGUGGGACGUGUGGGUGAGGUGGUUCCCACUCACGGCUUCUCCUCCUUCAAAUUCAUCCCGGAUACAGAUGAUCAGAUCAUCGUGGCACUGAAAUCGGAGGAGGACAAUGGCAAGAUUGCCAGUUACAUCAUGGCCUUCACGCUGGAUGGGCGCUUCCUCCUGCCUGAAACCAGGAUUGGGAGCGUGAAAUAUGAGGGCAUUGAGUUUAUUUAACAAACUUGAAACCAGAGGGGUGAGGGAGGAUGGGAGGGCGUGGGCUGGGCCCUGCUGGUGUGCUCACAACAAGGAGCAGACAGUGUGCCUCCCGAUCCAGGGACGCAUGAAGCACUCCAAGCUCUGUAGUUGGCGUCCCGUGUAAAGCACUGGCUUUGCUGCAGCCUGCAUGGUGCGAGUGUUUCGGCAGUGGCACCUGGUGGCAAAGGACUGCCACCACAGGGUGUUGCUCCCUGCCACCAGCCCAGCCUCAGCUGCCGAAGCAGUCAAGGCAGUGAGGUUUCCCUGCACUGCAGGUGUUGGUGCCCAGAGUCUCUGCAGGGAGUCUUUGGCUCUGGUGACGGCCACGCUCUGGAUCUGCAACCAAGGAGGGAGCUCAGCUCCUCUGCCCCUGUGCCAGCCUGGUGCCCAGGGCACUGUCCUCACAUCCCUGCAGCUACAGUGCUGCAGCUGUGGAGCCUCUCCUGACCUUCCUGGGGAUGGGCUCUGACCUGAGCCUUGGGGCCGCUCCACACUCACAGCGUGUCCUGGGAGGAGAGGCUCUGCUCUGUGUCCCCAGCACCUUACAGUAGCACACAGGGUAUGUGUGUGAGACAAAUAUCCUCAAGAGAGGAAUGUGUCUGAGGGGGGCCGCUGGCCAGGUCCUACCCUGUUUCUGGCCCUCUUGGAGUCAGGGUGUUCACUGGGGCCAGCAGGGUGACAGCCAGGGCAGGGCGAGCUGAGACAUCACAGCUGUGGGGGAUUUCAUCAGGAUGUUUCUCACUGUGUUAGCUGGUUUUCCUUCCCCUUUUGCAUAAAUGGUGCAGCAAAUGUGUCAGUAACUGUCUGCUUGGUCAUUGUGUUCAUGGGAAGGCCUCACAGGGAGAGUCCCUUUGGAGAUACUGUGUGCCCUCUGCUCCCAGCCCGGCUCUCUGCCUCUGUUUUAGUGUCCAGCAUCUCUGGAGUUCUGUGGAAGGAGCGCACGCAGCUGGACAUGUGUUUCCGCUUAGCCCCAACAACAAUGACUCACUGCAGGGCACUGUGCCCUGAGCACACACAUUUGUCUGCCCUGCAGCACAGCCCUGACCCUGGUGCUUGGCCUCGGACUGCAGACCUCAGACGGCUGCUGCUCCCUGCCCACGUCAGCUGCUGUCAUGCUCCUCUCUCCUCACCUGCACUGUGCUCAGCCCAGUCUGGAGACAAUGGCUCUACAGCACCUAUCCCCUCCUCAUCCCACAGGCAGCGGGCCUUUGUGCUGUGUCCUCUCCACCCCAGCCCUCAUUCCAAGACCCCACCUCGUUCUCCAGGCUGCCAAACCCCAGGUGUUGGAGGGCUGCUGGGGCCACAUGGCACAACCAGGGCCGGGCUGCAGCAUCCCUGUGCCCCCUUCCCCCCCCUCAGCCCCACUGAGCACUUGGAGAGAGUGUCCACUGCCACAGUAUUUGCCCAGAGCCCAUUGCCAUCUUUCAUGCCACCACCCUGCCACGGAUGUGUGUGUGCUCACCUCCCACACUCCCUGCAGGCUCACACAGGGCUUGGACCGGGCUCAACUGCCCACGUUUCAGUUGUUUCUUCUAAAGGGCAAAAGCUCUGACAC
This is a messenger RNA of Phasianus colchicus (ring-necked pheasant), 2859 nucleotides long. It is a transcript of the gene CANT1, whose product is annotated as calcium activated nucleotidase 1. Gene Ontology annotation, molecular function: UDP phosphatase activity; GDP phosphatase activity; calcium ion binding. The record is from RefSeq and is a predicted model, not a curated record. NCBI's taxonomy places the organism in Eukaryota, Metazoa, Chordata, Aves, Galliformes, Phasianidae. Gene Ontology annotation, biological process: proteoglycan biosynthetic process.